Juglans regia (Persian walnut) is the source of this 2093-nucleotide messenger RNA. RefSeq lists its product as uncharacterized. The coding region runs from base 168 to 545 and encodes 125 amino acids. The transcript has 4 exons. The record is from RefSeq and is a predicted model, not a curated record. Gene Ontology annotation, molecular function: protein binding. Lineage: Eukaryota; Viridiplantae; Streptophyta; Magnoliopsida; Fagales; Juglandaceae.
CAAUUAUUCAGUCCCCUUUAAUAUCACACACACACACAAGACAAGACAAGACAAGACAAGAGCGCCCAAAAUCAAACAUCGAAUGUAAAAACUUCAUACCCCAAAUUUUCAGUCAGACUCGUACUGACCAUUCCUCUCUCGGCGUUUUUGGGGGAUUGUUUUCGGAGAUGAGCAAAGAACACCCACCGGAGACUCUUGAUUUCUUCAUUUGGACUGUUGAGGAUGUUGGUUUGUGGUUGGAAGAGAUAAAUCUCGGUAGUUACCGCCAGAUUUUUAAAGAAAAUGGUGUCAACGGAGAAUACCUGGAAAGUAUGUCCAUGUUUACCACUGAGCAGAUCCUUCGGUUUAUAAGACGAUGCCACAUGAAAUGGGGUGACUUCAUCACCCUGUGCAAGGAGCUCAGGCGGAUUAAAGUGGCUUGCUUAAAAGGGGAUCAAAAGGUCCGCCGGCCAUGGUGGGCUCCUUCUUGCCUCUCGAUACUCUUUAUCAAGGUGGUGAGACAGAACAGACAGUCACGAGUUGUUUCCUUGAAGCUGGAACAGUGAUGCAAGAUCUGCUUUAUGUGUAUGUACUUUAUGUGUAUUUUUUUCCUUUUGUCGGAAGAAUGAAAGAUAGGAAAGAAUUUUUUUCUCUUUUUCUUUUUGUCUUGAACCUGACAGGAUUGCUAUUUGUUCUCCUAUGGAGAGCUAUAUUUUAAAUACAAGCCCUUUGUGUUAAUUUAUGUUGGUUUUAUAGUUGUACCUCCUUUCCUAAUCCGUGGAUAAAAAUAAAAAAAGGAAUGCCAUGUUUUAAGAAAUCAACGUACUUCCUUUCUCUAACGGUAUCAAUAUUCCCCUGAUCAGGUUUCACUUUUCAUAUUACUGGGAAGCCCUCUUUAAUAUAUGGAACAUAAUUGAUGAUUGUAAUUUCGUUCAUAUCUAAAUUUAUUUCUACCAUUCAUUGUUUAGUAAUAUUAAAAAAAGAGUAAAUUAAAAAAAAAAAUUGUGUUUGUGCUGAUGGGAAUGGUUCAAUGUUGGACUACCAAUGGACGGACUUUUUUAAAAAAUAAUAAAAAAAAAUUAAAAAAAUUCUGGAACAGACUGUAAUUAUGCUCAUCUUUUUUUAUUUUCUGUGGAGUAAAUAUACAUUACAGUCUUGAGUUAUACCUUUUUUGGUUUCGAUUCUCUUUGCUUAGGGAAAAAUAAAAAAUGAUAGUUUAGCAGGAUUAUCUCAAAAGUAGAAACAAAAAUAGAGGAAAAACAAUUCUUUGUUACCUUUAGGAAUAAUUUAUCUAUAUUAAUUGAUGUCUUUCAGCAUGUGUAUGUGAAUUUCUCUUGAGUUUGCAUAUGAAGCAUUUGCCGCUGUUACCCAUAUUUUUCUUGCCAGGAGGGUACUUGUUCAUGAUUAUGUAUUUAGUGGUGUCAAUUGUGCUCGAAGGCCACACUCCAAUUCCUGCUAUUGUGUUUGGUGCUUCAUGCCUAGCUGAAUGUUAGCUCAUGUGUCUUGUUCUGCUAUAGCUGUUGAGGGAGAUAGUUGUAUCGAAUUGCAAUUACUCUCACAGAAGAUUUUCAUGAUCGGCUUUUCUUCUCUUUCACCUUUUUUUUUUAAUAAGAGUAUAAAGAGAGAGAAAAUUCAAUGUAAGCAAGUCAAAAUACAAAUAGUGACUUGUUCUAAUUUGGCCUUCCCCCCCUGAAAUAUGCAGGAUAUUUGGAGCUAUUCUGAAAAGAUUAUUUUUAUUUUUGUUCAAUGAUCCUUUCCUAGAUUGUGACAUGGUGAUAUAUGAAGGAUAGUCGGAGUGGUUGAUAAGAAAGUUUGGCCAUUUUCGAUAUUUGAAGCUUCUGUGAAAUAUGAAAUUAGUUUGUUUUCAAUAGAUAGGAGCAUGGUGAUAUAAGAUAGGUUUUGAUGUAUUUUUAUCAUGUUUUAUUUAAUGUAACAUACUAUUUGUAGAAAAUUAAUAAGUCUUUGUGACCCUCAGGAUUGGGGUAGAUCGACCAAAUGCAGUUUGUGGUUUUAGCAGUUAAGAGUUUGGUUCGUGAGCAUCUAUCUGUAUCCUUAGUAACAGAACAUCUGUAUAAUUUAUUUGUGGUCAGUGUUUCUAUAAUGUUUUUGUGCCA